Messenger RNA from Hypanus sabinus (Atlantic stingray), 2886 nucleotides. RefSeq names its product solute carrier family 1 member 1 (gene slc1a1). The record is from RefSeq and is a predicted model, not a curated record. Gene Ontology annotation, cellular component: plasma membrane. Gene Ontology annotation, molecular function: L-cysteine transmembrane transporter activity; glutamate:sodium symporter activity; L-glutamate transmembrane transporter activity. NCBI's taxonomy places the organism in Eukaryota, Metazoa, Chordata, Chondrichthyes, Myliobatiformes, Dasyatidae. The coding region runs from base 462 to 1856 and encodes 464 amino acids. Gene Ontology annotation, biological process: L-glutamate transmembrane transport. The transcript has 12 exons.
GCACUACAACCCCGUGUCCAACCAACACACUAUUUAUUUCUUUUAUUUAGAGGUACAGCAUGGAAUAGGCUCUUCAGUCCUUUGAGACAUCUUGCCCACCAAACCAUGACAACCUCAAUUUAACCCUAACACAGACACGGGACAAUUUACAAUGACCACCUAGCCUACCCAGUACAUCUUGGAUCUGUGGGAGGAAACCAGAGCACUGGGAGAAAACCCACACAUUCUAUGGAAGGAUCUAUGGAGACUGCUUACGGAGGAUGCUGGAACUGAACUCUGAACUCUGAUGCCCUGAGCUGUGAUAGUGUUGCGCAAACCACUAAGCCACCAUCACAUCUGACCUCCUUCUUUCUCCCGUUUGAAAUGACCAUUGAGGUAUCGUGACAGGAGUUUUGGUGCGAGAGUUUUCCAUUUUAUCAAGCUUGGACAAAUUCUACUUCGGGUUUCCUGGAGAGAUUCUGAUGAGAAUGCUAAAGCUGAUUAUUUUACCUUUAAUUGUCUCCAGCAUGAUUACAGGAGUCGCGACUUUGGAUUCAGAUGUCUCAGGGAAAGUUGGAGUUCGGGCAGUGGUAUAUUAUUUUUCAACUACUAUUGUUGCUGUGAUUUUAGGAAUUGUACUGGUGAUGACCAUCAAACCUGGUGUCUCUCAAAAAGCUGAAGAAAUUGACAGAAGUGGAAGUACCCCAGAAGUCACCACUGUAGAUGCCUUGCUAGAUCUUCUUAGGAAUGCAUUCCCAGAAAACUUGGUCCAGGCCAGCUUUCAACAGUAUAAAAGCAAACGACAAGAAAUUGAAUCUGUAAGCAACGCCAGUGUUACCAGUGGGGUAACAGUUACUGUUAUAAUGCCCACACAAAUGAAUGAGAAUAUAACAAAGGAUUACAAAGUGAUCGGCAUAUACUCUGAUGGAAUCAAUGUUCUGGGCCUUAUUGUCUUCUGCCUGGUGUUUGGAAUUGUCAUCGGACAAAUGGGAGAAAAAGGCAAAAUCCUGUUGGACUUUUUUGAUGCAUUGAAUGAAGCCACCAUGAAAAUCGUGCAGAUCAUCAUGUGGUAUAUGCCAAUUGGCAUAUUGUUCCUGAUUGCUGCAAAAGUAAUGGAAGUGGAUGAUUGGGAAAUCUUCCGGAGACUUGGGCUUUAUAUGGCUACAGUGCUAAGUGGAUUAGCCAUCCACGGUAUUAUCAUUCUGCCUCUGAUUUACUUUAUCGUGGUGCGGAAAAACCCUUUUACAUUCAUUGGCGGGAUGGCUGAGGCAUUGCUGACUUCAGUGAUGAUUUCAUCCAGCUCGGCAACUUUGCCAGUGACUUUCCGAUGUGCUGAAGAAAAGAAUAAAGUGGACAAAAGAAUCACCAGAUUUGUGUUGCCAGUGGGAGCCACCAUCAACAUGGAUGGGACAGCUCUAUAUGAAGCAGUUGCUGCCAUAUUUAUUGCUCAGUUGAAUGACUACCCGCUGGAUGCUGGACAGAUUGUGACCAUCAGCAUUACAGCAACAGCAGCUAGUAUAGGAGCGGCUGGAGUUCCUCAGGCUGGAAUGGUCACCAUGGUGAUCGUUCUCACUGCUGUCGGAUUACCUGCUAAUGAUGUCACGCUGAUCAUUGCCGUGGAUUGGCUUCUGGAUCGAUUUCGAACAAUGGUGAAUGUACUUGGAGAUUCUUUUGGAGCCGGAAUUGUGGAGAAGCUAUCCAGAAAGGAAUUGCAACAGAUCGACCUCUCAAGUGGCAUUGACAUAGUGAAUCCAUUUGCUUUGGAGUCAGCUGCCUCAGAGAAAGAAGAAAUGAAGAUAAAAGAAGCAUAUGUCAAUGGGGCAUUUGAUAUAGAUAAAUCAGACUCUGUAGCUGUCACAGAAACUUCACAGUUUUGACUAAAUAAGAAUGACAAUUUGUGAUUGUGACAUCACGAAGAUUACACUGGCAAAGCUGUGGAUCUGAAUGAAUUAACAAGUUUAUUCCCACCAACAACAAAUACAUUAAGAUAAGCUUUUAAAAAUAUGGUAUAUAUUGACCAUUGAACACCCUGAUAAUUAACCACAAAUUAUUUCUCCAUCAGCUUGCCAUGAAGAUAUGUUAAUGCUCCAAUUUAAAUGCAUGGAUUGGAAUCCCAAAAGGGCAACUGUUGCAAGUAAGUUACUGUCAAAAGCAACAGAGCUAAGAAUAGGUAAUAACUAUUUCAUGAAGUUAAAAUAUUAUUCUAUGAAAACAAAUAUUAGAUUACAAGAAUCAAUAUUAGGUGGUAAUCAUAAUUUUCGUUUCAGGUAAGAAUUCAUGACAAUGUCCAUUAGCUUAUGAUAAUUAUCUCAACUCCAGUUAGUUGCAUUAACUAUUCCAGGUAGCUUUUAUGUUUUAAAUGAUGUCUCAAAGAAUACAAGAUCAACAUUCAAUGCUUAAGAAAUUGAUAGCGGUACUACAAGUGCAGCGAAAUUAGUCUGAAAUCAGCCUUGGGUAUACAGGUGUAUAAGCAUGCGAUUCUUAAUGUUAAUACAAGCCAAUAUGAAAAUCACUGCAUAUGACUGGUAAAUUCAAAAUGGUUCUGUUUGCAUUGAUUCUGCAAUAUGAUCUGACACUAGCUUGUGAUGAAUUUUUGCAAGGAUUUUCUUGCGAUGUAAUUGUGUGGUAUUGGAAGUUUGGUGGGAACACUGUGUACAUAAACAGAACUGCUGAUGUUAUGAUAGCAGACUGGGAGAUGGCCUGAGGAACUACAUCUCCACUGUAUUUUGCUCUACUGUAAAUUAAGAAGCUCUGUUAUUCACUUCAUAGAGUUUCAAGAAUACCUAUAUGGAACAAUAAUUAUGCUCAGAUUCCAAUGAAAUCUGAAUUAGAGCUUGCAGACAUUCUGACUGUAUAUUGGCAGAUGACAUACAAAUAUAUAAUUAAAAUGCCUUUGUGAUCUGUUUA